UAGCAAAUCUUUCCCACUGACGCACUGUCUGUCACGUGAAUUAUAAUGGUGGAGCAGAUCUGGUAGUGGCUAGAAGUUGAAGAAGUUUUGCUUGCUGUCCCGUGUCCUGUUCUGUCCGCGAGUGAACAUCUCGGCCAAGUUUCUCCUGAACAUCUCCUCAGUCAGCUGGGAACCAGAGGGUUGUUUGUGAACGUCACGAAAUUGUUUCGCUGUAGAAGAAAGAUUACUUUCAGUGUUAGCCUCGCUUAACUGCACAAACCAAACGCGAGAUGUCUGAGUAUUGGCUAAUAUCGGCACCGGGUGACAAAACCUGCCAGCAGACCUGGGAAACGAUGAACAAUCUAACCAACAAACAGAACAAUCUUUGUGAGAAUUAUAAGUUCCACAUCCCGGACCUGAAGGUUGGCACGCUAGACCAGCUUGUGGGUCUAUCCGAUGAUUUGGGAAAACUAGAUGCUUAUGUUGAGCAGUCGACACGCAAAAUUGCUGCCUAUCUUGGAGACGUUCUCGAGGACCAGCGCGACAAGCUUUAUGAGAAUUUGCAGGCCAAUAACAGUACUGAGGCACUGGACGAACCCUCACCGGAUGUUCCGGUAGAAGCGGUGCGAGCUCAUGCCUCGCACGAUAACAAUGAUCAUCACCUCGAACAGCGGCAUUCUUGCACUGAAAGCGGCUACAGUAACGGCACAAGUUCUCCCUGUUGUUCUCACGAAACAAACUCGUCGGUUUCUGGUUCCGAUCGUGAUAUCGACUCCUCCUCUGUAUGCGUCUGUUUGACGUCUGACUCGGUGUUCGGUUCCCCUGUGAUGGUUACUGAUUUAAGCAAUCAUAUGCUGUGCAAACAGCUGCAGCAACAACCGCAACAACCCCAACAACAACACCGCCAGCGCACAAAAUCCUCGAGCGGUUCAUCCCUGUUCUGCAGCAGUAGAAAACGUAUCCACAGUAGCAAUUGUAACGUAUUGACACCCGAUCCGGCACUAGAGCAUGACGAUCGUGACAAUCACGAGAACACCUUCGAGUGGUGGUUCCAUAGACGCAAAAGUUCACAGAAAUCCAGGAGCCGCUCGUCUAGCCACAUUUGUGGCGGAACAACCGGAGGAGGGUUACACCGAUCUUCUCCGGUGAGCAGUUGUUGUGGCAGCCAGGGACGCUCCAGUCCGGAUGUUUUGGAACUUGAAAUAUAUGGAGGAGGAUUCAGUGGUACCACAGCCUCGUCUGCGAUUACUACAAAUGCUAGUGCUACACCUGCUGUACCAGUUAGAAAUGGUGGGAUACCCUCACCCUACGAUCCGAUCAGCCCAGAUGACCUGACCACUUACAUAACCCGCUUCCAGUGGGAUCUAGCUAAGUAUCCGACGAAGCAGUCGCUACGGAACAUUGCCGACAUCAUCUCGAAGCAGGUGGGUCAGAUCGACGCCGAUCUCAAGACAAAAUCGGCGGCGUACAACAGCCUCAAGGGUAACUUGCAGAAUUUGGAGAAAAAGCAGACAGGAAGCUUGCUGACCCGUAAUCUGGCCGAUCUGGUGAAGAAGGAACAUUUCAUUCUUGACUCGGAGUAUUUGACCACAUUGCUUGUGAUUGUUCCCAAGCAAAUGGUGAACGAUUGGAAUGCCCAUUACGAGAAGAUUACCGACAUGAUUGUGCCACGUUCGUCGCAGCUCAUCACCCAGGACAUGGAUUAUGCCCUGUGUACGGUUACGCUUUUCAAGAAGGUCGUCGACGAGUUCAAACUGCACGCUCGGGAGCGGAAAUUCGUUGUGCGCGAGUUCACCUACAACGAGGAGGAGCUGGCCGCUGGCAAGAAUGAAAUCACCAAACUGGUGACCGACAAGAAGAAGCAGUUUGGCCCUCUGGUCAGAUGGCUGAAGGUAAACUUUAGCGAGUGCUUCUGUGCGUGGAUUCACGUGAAGGCUCUUCGCGUGUUUGUCGAGUCAGUUUUGCGAUACGGGUUGCCGGUCAACUUCCAGGCUAUUCUCAUACAUCCUAACAAGAAAAAUACGAAACGUCUGAGAGAUGUACUGAACCAGCUGUAUAGUCAUUUAGACGGAUCGGCGGCGUCAUCCGGCGGAAAUGCUGACAAUGUCGACAUUCCUGGACUUGGCUUUGGACAAUCGGAGUACUAUCCAUAUGUGUACUACAAACUAAACGUUGACAUGGUCGAAACCAAGGUCUAAGCAUCCCAUCAGUAAAGUUCGUCAGUGUUAAAGAGCAAGACGAAUGUUUCAAGUUAAAAACGUUUAGUAAUAGAUGAAGGAAUCAUUUCGUCGUCGUCAUUUUCGUCGCCGCGCGGUUGAAUUGUCGUGUGUACCAUAUUGUCUACAGCAUCUUCGGAUAAAAAAAAACACAGCGGAACAUAAAGCGGAGCACAAACAACAAACAUAGGGAGCCCUGGAGGAUAUCCCGCAAGUAUAACCACCAAUCCCAAAUUGAAAGCUGAGUCGCCAGAUUCCCAAUCUUUUUUGACAACUCGAUCCGUCAACCAAAUUUUACUGUUGAUUAUUUUACUUAUAGAAGUUUAGUUAUGUAGUUUUGAAGAGCGUUAGCGUUAUAUUAAUUUGAUUCAGAUUAUUGCCUUGCUUCUGAUUGUUUUAUUUGAAGCGAUCCAAACCGCAGAAAGUGGAAUUGUACGAAAUGUGUCAAUCAAUAUUACGGAGAAAAAACACAGAGAGCAGCAAAAUAUAUAACGGUGACAUACGUUAAACAUGGGGUAGAGAUGGAUUUUGUCACGUUCCUUGUUGGUUGAAGGAUGAACACUUCAUUCGCUUGUUAAACAUGUUGAUCCCAUUAUCGAAUGAUGGAUGCAGCAAACUCUUUUGCUAUAUAAUUCAUGUUCCGUGAUAUUAUUUCCUCAUGAAUCAAAGCAAAUGAAAUAGAAAUGUUUUAAAGAGUAGAAACAGAUUUCUGGAUUUCCCGUUGUAUUGAAACGGGUUCAAAACACGACCAGUGCCGAACCAUACAAUAAUAUAAAUAGUAAAUGGUGUAUGUGUGUAUAUAUAUUUCCAACCAUAUUAUCCUAAAGGUUCAUCGAAUCGGAGUUCUGCUGCAAAUCAAAUUCUAACAAGUUAAUUGUGUAAAUAAAAAAAAACAGACCAUUCCAGAA
Toxorhynchites rutilus septentrionalis is the source of this 3103-nucleotide messenger RNA. It is a transcript of the gene Vha44, whose product is annotated as V-type proton ATPase subunit C. The coding region runs from base 270 to 2177 and encodes 635 amino acids. The transcript is spliced from 11 exons. Gene Ontology annotation, cellular component: lysosomal membrane; vacuolar proton-transporting V-type ATPase, V1 domain. The record is from RefSeq and is a predicted model, not a curated record. Gene Ontology annotation, molecular function: proton-transporting ATPase activity, rotational mechanism. Lineage: Eukaryota; Metazoa; Arthropoda; Insecta; Diptera; Culicidae. Gene Ontology annotation, biological process: proton transmembrane transport.